ACAACAAAAGGUGGUUGUUCACUUGUUGUCACAUAACAUAUACAUCUUCACCAUUCUAGGGUUAGGGGUUUAUCAAUUGGGGGACAAACCACUUUCAAUCUCUUCAUUUCAGAUGGCGACUGUCAACGACACAACAUCUGCCGACACAGACAACAACCAACAACCGCCACCAACAACAACGGUAGUGAAGCGGAAGCCGGUGUUCGUCAAGGUAGGUGACCUCAAACCUGGAACCAACGGCCACACGCUCGCCGUCAAGGUCUUGUCUUCCACCACGGUUUUGGACAAGAAACCCCGUAAUACGUCGUCGUUUAGUAGCCGUCCUGGUGCUGCUAACACUCGUAUUGCUGAGUGUCUUAUUGGGGAUGAAACUGGCACUAUUUUGUUCACUGCUCGUAACGAUCAAGUUGACUUGAUGAAGGCUGGAACAACUGUGAUCAUCCGAAAUGCAAAGAUUGAUAUGUUCAAAGGGUCGAUGAGGCUAGCGGUUGAUAAGUGGGGUCGAAUUGAGGUCACUGAACCUGCAAGUUUCACUGUGAAGGAAGAUAACAACUUGUCUCUCGUUGAGUACGAGUUGGUUAACGUUGCUGAGUGAUGACUUUUUAUCUGAUAUGCCGGCGAGGUAAAAAUUUUAUGUGACUUGUGGGGUUGCGGUAUACUACUACUUGGAGAAGGUCAAUUUAGUCUUUUGCUUGUUGAUAUUAUUUAACGUGUAAUAGAACUAAGUCUAGUGGCCUUCUAGGUGGUUUAACUUUGUAAAAAGAUUUAUCUUUUGAAUUAUCUUGAUUCCUCGCCGGGCUUUGUGGUUACAUUUGAUUAUCAGAUUGUUUUAAUUAUUAGUGGUUUGUAAAAGAUUGUCGUUUAACGUGUUCUAUGUGUCGGGCUCUACUUUGUGAA
Molecule: messenger RNA, 897 nt
Organism: Helianthus annuus (common sunflower)
Lineage: Eukaryota; Viridiplantae; Streptophyta; Magnoliopsida; Asterales; Asteraceae
Exons: 2
Coding region: 113-595 (160 amino acids)
Source: RefSeq, a predicted model, not a curated record